This is a messenger RNA of Sclerotinia trifoliorum, 2764 nucleotides long. NCBI's taxonomy places the organism in Eukaryota, Fungi, Ascomycota, Leotiomycetes, Helotiales, Sclerotiniaceae. The record is from the annotation of a GenBank genome assembly.
GUCAAUUGUACAAAGGACCUUAAUCAAUUGUAAUUUAACUUGUAACUCCAUUGUUUUAAAUCGUCGGAAAAUCUGCAUAGUCCUUCACUUGUUCAAGUUCCAAUUCUUCCUCAUUUCUAAUCCCGAGUAUCAGAGCCUCUGCUGCUACAUCCUUGUGCGCCCCGCGUUGCCCAUAAUCGAUUUCAAGCUAAAUAGUUUGCGCCAACGCGAAUUCAUUGCUGGUUCAACCCGAAGAUUGGGCUUGUGGAGUAGGGAUUGUAGGCGAUUAAAAUGGUGGAUUUCGCGCUAGAUGACGACGAUCGAGGUACUCGCGACCCCUACUAUAUGUUAUUGAGUGCUGACUCGCGCCUUUGCCAGGGUCCAAUGCGAGCUCCGACAAUGAACAAGAUGAUAUGAUGGAAGAUGCAGAUGACCUAGACCCUGAAGUAGACGGAGACGGGGACGGCGAGGAUGGAGAUGGAGACGGGGAUGGGGACGGGGACGGGGAUGCUGAUGGAGAUGAAGAUGUGGAUGAUGAUGACAAUGACGACGAUAAUGGUGAGGAUGACCAAGAUGAUGGCGAUGGUGAAGACGAUUCUCCUGCGCAAAUCCAGCGAUCAAGCCUGCACACCUCAAACCAUAGCUCAAACUUGAACGACAAUACAAUGCUAGGGCAAAUGAAUGGUGGGGGUCCCACCUCACAUUCACAUCCGACUUUAAUAAGGACUUCCGCCUCGCCGCAGCAUAUUUCGGCUCCAUUAUUAUCCCCGAUAUUCAGAUAUGAAGUUAGGCCCGAAGCACUGACUGCUUCUACUUACGACAUUGUACCUACGAUAGCUGCCCCACAGAGUACAUCGAUCAAUGCGAUUACGGCGACACCUGAUAUGAGAUACUGGUUCAGUGGAGGCUCGGACUGUUUUAUAAGAAAGUACAAUGGUGUUGACACAGUGAAUGGCAAAACAUUACUGACUGUUGCUCAACGGCAUCCUUUCGUUGAUAGUGUGGUUAAGGCUGGCGUACUUAUGAGCUACUGGGACAACGAAGAAUCAAUUAGAGGCCCUGGAGGAGAGGAGCCUUCAUUGUCUCCGGUCUAUUCAUUGGCAGUACAAUCUGAGGCUCUUUGGAUGUUAUCUGGACUUGAAUCGGGAAGCAUAAAUUUACAGUCAGUACGACAUGAUGAAGGUAAGAGAAUUGCUGUUCUUUCAAAGCACACAUCCGCGGUCUCGGUACUGAACCUCGCUCGUGACGAGAGAUCAGUGUUAUCAGGAAGUUGGGAUAAAAAGGUUCUAGAUUGGGACUUGAAUACCGGGCUAGUCAAACGCGCUUUCGAUGGUAGUGGAGGACAAAUCUCCGCAAUUGAAGUAAGGCCGGCUUCUACAUUACCUGUUCCCGAAGAGUCUGGUGAACCUACGCCUCAAAACGGAACUUUCUCUAGCAAUGAUGGGGAAAAGGCAUUGUUGAAUGGAUCUUCCGGUGGUAUUAAUGGGACGAAUGGAUUUGGUGGUGACGCAGAAGGUAACGAGGAUGCUCCUGGGUCGCCUGCAGACUCUCUUUUUGGGGGUGGAGAUUCAUUAUUUGGAGACACAGAUGGGCUGGGAGCUCCCUCCGGAGGGAAUUUUGGUGACGAUGAGGACGAAUUCUCAAAAGCCCUAGAUAUAAACAUAGAUGCACGUCAAGAUUCUCAAGGUGAUGUGUCCAUGAUGGAUGCACCACCUCCACCAAUUGAGGAAGAACCUUCUACUUCCCUUCAAAUUCCAUCUGAACAACCACAUUCAGAUUUACCCAAUGGCUUACCUCACUCUGAUGAAAUAAUUGAAGCAAAAAUAGAGCCCGAAACCCAAGAUGCUGAUGCGACAUCUGAUUCGACGUUCCUUGCUGCCUCUAUCGACGGGACUAUUCGUGUCUGGGAUAGACGUCAGCCGAACCCAGUUGCUCGAAUCUUGACUAGGACAGGGGUUCCCCCAUGGUGUAUGGCUGCUUGCUGGUCACCUGACGGAAACUAUAUAUAUGCUGGUCGCAGGAACGGCACAGUGGAAGAGUUCAGUCUGCAUAAAGGUCUGAAACAACCCGAAAGAACAUUCAAAUUUCCAAACGGAAGUGGUGCAGUUAGUGCUAUGAGAGCCAUGCCUAAUGGCAGGCAUUUGGUUUGGUAUGUUAAGCAUUAUCCUCUGCUCCAUUCACGAUACUAAUUGACAACAGUGCAUCGCACGAUAUCUUACGUUUAUAUGAUCUUAAGCAACCACAGACCAAAUCACAUUCAUCCGUACCUUUCCUUAUCGUUCCUGGUCCCCCGCGAGCUGGUGUCAUAGCUGCGCUGCAUAUCGAUCCAACUUGCAAAUAUAUGAUAUCAGCUGCCGGGAAUCGAGGUUGGGAAGGUAGUACGACUGAAGUUAUGAUUGGAUACGAGAUCAACAUUCCCACUUGAAUAUCUCGACUCCAGACUCUCAGCUACUGCAAAGGACUUUCAUCAUUUCCGUACAUCAACUCGUUCGGAGGAAAGGGAGGUGCAUUAGCAUCUGAAUGAACCUUAUGAGCUCAACAUGUGAGAGGCUGCAAUUUUAUCUAGUUCUCAUCGUAUAUGUGCUACUCAGUGAAGCACAAAGUAAGGUUUCAAGUAGGUAUGAUUUUUACUAGGUACCAUAAUAGGAGCGGGAUUCGGUACAGUUAUCUAUGGCGUUAAGUGGAUUCGGGAAUACCACGGGUUGUGCAUAGUGGCGUUGUCAAGAUAUUAUAUGUUUAUAAAUCCAGCUUGAUAAGAAGAUUAUAAAUAUUGGUGGUUCGAUCU